This is a messenger RNA of Pocillopora meandrina, 924 nucleotides long. NCBI's taxonomy places the organism in Eukaryota, Metazoa, Cnidaria, Anthozoa, Scleractinia, Pocilloporidae. The record is from the annotation of a GenBank genome assembly.
AUGGCGGACUUCAAAUUUAAUUUUGGAUCCGCGGAUAUUGACGAAAAUGCGACUGUUUCUGCGUCUGGAAACGGUGAGGACGUUUUACCAGAACUCAGAACUGCUUAUGAAGCAAAAGAAAUUCAAAUAGCGUCCAGUACUCCAGCGUAUUCGGAUUCUGCAAUGGACGAAAUUUGCCUUAGAGGUGGUACCUUUAGCCUUAAACACUUGAGCGAGACAAGUGUGGAUGAAAAUCUAACGAAUAGUGCAGUUAUAAAAACGGCGACUGAAAGGAGCUCGGACCUGAUUCCUUCGGUUUACGAAGGAGGGCUUAAAAUUUGGGAAUGUAGUGUUGAUUUGGUGGAGUAUUUGUUGGAAAGCGGAAUCAGUUUUCAAGGAAAGCGAGUAUUGGAAGUUGGAUGUGGAGCAGGGCUACCGGGAAUAUAUGCUCUUCUGCAAGGAGCUCAAGUUCAUUUUCAAGACUACAACGACGAUGUUAUUGAGCAUGUGACGAUUCCUAAUGUAUUGCUGAAUCUUCAGCAGCGACUGAAAAGUGAACGCUGUGAAUUGAAAGCAACAGCAACUAAUUUCGACCUCCUCGAAACAGCGCGUCGAAGUUGCCGUUUUUAUUCAGGUGACUGGGGAAAUUUGUUAGGUUUCAUUAACCCAGAACUAGCCUCGGAGAUGCUAUAUGAUGUUAUCCUAACUGCUGAGACAAUUUACGCUGUGGAAUCACAUGACAAGUUGUACCAGUUCAUUAAGAGACACCUAAAGAAACAUGACGGCCUUGCCUAUGUAGCAGCCAAAACAUAUUAUUUUGGUGUCGGUGGAGGGACAAGGAGUUUUGAGAAGUUAGUUUUAAUGGACGGUGUGUUUGACGUGUCAGUUUGUAAGGUGUGCAGUACGGGUGUACAACGAGAAAUUUUGUGUUUGAAAUACCGAUAG